AUCCUGACGGGGGCUAAACACUGAGAUUAAAACGCAUUGCGAGAACACCAUUAAGAAGACAGUUACAAGUGUUUUAAUCUUAACUACAUUCAUUGUAUAAAGCGGUUGAUCGAAUUGUAUCUUAUUUCCUAUCUAAAAUUCAUCAGUCAAGCUUGCAAUGCACCCAAAAGGUUUCAAUUGAAUUCACAGAAAGGAUCUGCGCAAACGUCAUCUAUCCACGCGCCUAUCCAGUUAGGGGGGUUCCAUCAUGGCGUCAAUGCAGAAAAGGCUGCAAAAAGAACUGUUGGCUUUGCAAAGUGAUCCACCCCCUGGGAUGACACUGAAUGAAAGGAGUGUGCAAAAUACAAUCACAGAGUGGUUUAUAGAUAUGGAGGGUGCUCCUGGUACUCUAUACGAGGGUGAAAAAUUCCAGCUGCUCUUCAAAUUCAGCAGUCGUUAUCCUUUUGACUCACCUCAGGUAAUGUUUACUGGAGAGAAUAUUCCUGUCCAUCCACAUGUGUACAGCAAUGGACAUAUCUGUCUGUCCAUUUUAACAGAGGACUGGUCCCCAGCACUCUCGGUUCAGUCUGUGUGUCUUAGCAUUAUCAGCAUGCUCUCAAGUUGCAAAGAGAAGCGACGCCCACCGGAUAACUCAUUUUAUGUACGGACAUGUAACAAAAACCCAAAGAAAACAAAGUGGUGGUAUCAUGAUGAUACAUGCUAGUAGUGCUAGGACUUUUAGUAUACUGUAAUGGAAAACAGACUCACUGGUGGUACAUCUGCACUUUUUUUGAUAUUCAGUCUUUGGCACUAGACUGAGCAAACAGACCUCUGUGGCUACUUGGGAAAUGACCUUGGGGUCAUGCACUUCAGCGGGCUGAAAACUACAGGAAUGUAAACCUCCAUAUGUGCAUAUUAUGAAGCAAAGCAGUCGUUGCAGUGUAUGGGAGUCCAGUCCCUCAAACACCUCACUUCCUCCUUUUAUUUUUUUUAUUAUUUUUUUUUAUCAUUUGGGGAAUGACACAUGAUUCUCUCUCUCUCAAGCCUUGCCAGGUUGAUGCCUUUUGUGCAAUAAUCAUUUAAGCAUGCUUAGGGUAUCAAAGAUAGACAGUCCAAUGUGUAAUCAGAAAACUGGGAUCAAGCAUUAUAAGCAAAGACAACUUCUGGUUUUGUCUCACUGUAAUAUGCACUGUGAAAUUUAAGAAGUGCACACUAUUCUGUUUUGUCAAUGUAGAGUAAUGAAACCUUUGUUUGGCCAGAACCCAAAUUCAAGGUAAUAAUGAAUUUGUACUAGAUUAGCAGAAGAACUAUUCCAGCAGAUGGUUGGUUAUUGAUGUACUGAUACAUAAUGAUAUGAAAGAAAGGAAUUGGCAUCGGCCAAGGUCCAUGCAUUCUUUAUGCACACACCUCUUCCCCACUGCCUGCAAAGAAUUGAUUUUAGAAAAAGAAACAGCCACUUAAUCUUUCAUGUAAUGCUGUUACUUCAGGUUCUUUAUGGAUUUUAUGUUUCUUGUUUAGUAGGUGAAUGCUCUUAAAUAUUGCAGUGCUGGGAAAGACUUUUUUUUUUUUUCCCCCCCCCCUUUGCUAGUUGUUCUCUGCCAUUUAAAACCCCAGUUGUUAAUUGGUGAAAGAACUCUGCAACUGCCUGGAAACGGAUCUGAGUCUAUUAACAGAGCGUUUUAAACAUGAAAAUGUUAAUCAAAGGCUGUUAUUGCAGGACUAAGAAUGAUGUAUGGCUGGGGCUUUAAGGCUAGCAACUUUCAUUUGAAUUUGUGUGAUAUAGGUUAUGUUUUUGUUAUUUAACUUUAUUUAAACAAAAAGUUCUAAUUAAAAAAAAUAAUAUAUUUUGAAAUGAGUGCAGGUUUCUAGCAUUUAAUUUAUGCACUGAUGUAGUCUCAGCAUAUGUCAGCUGAUGACCUUUAAAUUGAAAACCAUUUUGAUAAUGGAGCACACUUUUGAUCUGAGGCAAUGGAGUCAUCGGCCAACUUCAGUCAAAAAGCACACUAGCUGUACUACAGUGGACCUCGGAAGUCCUAUCUGCGCAUUUAAUUUAGACUCUUUUCUUAGAACUUGCUCUUAUCCCUAGGGGGCAGUAUAAUCAUUGGUAUUAGGCAUGCUGUAUUCUUUGAAAAAAUUCUGCCCAGUAAAAUGACAGAACUGCAGGUGGUAGAUGCAGGAAUUUUACCUCGUAAUAGGUUUCAUGAUGCUUUAUCACUUACAAGUAAGCAAAAAGGCAUUUUUGUCUCACUUCAUAUAGUGAAUAAAAAAAGUAACAAUUUGGUAAGGACAGCCGUAUACAUACAUUUAUUAAAUUUGUCAAUGGACAGACAUCAUUCCACUAUGCUUUGUAAUGUCUCCUCCUCCCUUCAGUUUGUUUAUGUGCAUGGACUAUGACUUAGUUCAGUUUCACUUGUUGAAGUAGCAUUAUCAGAACAGGGAUCCAAUUUACCAAAACCAGAAAUAUCUAGCUCUGAUAUAGGAACCAUUAAAGUUUCACCCUGCUGAAGCAAAAAAUCUUGAAGAGCUAAAAUACACUUAACAGUUGGUAGAUCACUAGUAAGUUGUUGAAAUAGUAUUGCAUUUUAAUUAUUAAAUAAAUUAGUUGGACUAAAUCAAUAAUCAUGCAGUAAAAUGGGUUCAAAUUCUAUUAAACAUUAUAUAUUUUGUCAUGGUUUGAAAUAUUAAGUGAGAACACUAUGGUAGUGAUUUUCUAAGGUUUGUGAGCCAACUAUGGUCAGGAGCACUCUCAGCUUGAGAUAAGGAUCUAGUUGGGGAUUAUAGUGAUUGCAUGAACUCUUGUCACAGCGGAUUUUGUUAAUUUAGGUUAAAUUCAAUUUCAUAUUGGUCCUGGACACUGACCUGAUGAAAGCCUAAUGGCUAUUAAAGCUGAAUGAUGGCAAGUUACCUUUUGCUGGUGAGUGAAUCCAGCACACUUAUGAAUUUUGUAUUCAAAUAGCUCAAAUGUCAUGCCUUUUGUCUGAGCUCCUACUGACUCCAGUCCACAGGUUAACUUGGUAAUGUUAAAGACCAUUUGAAGCAACAAUAUGGGAAUAAUUUAUUUGAGAAGGUCCUUCUGCAGCUUUCAGUUCUCUUUGAUACAUAGAGCAGAACUGUGUGUAAGUCAAUUAAUUUGAUCAUUCAUCCUUCUUUUCAGUCACUUGUACAAUGCAGGCAAUAACCCCAAACAUUGGAAUGUAUGCUAGACUCAAAAAAUCUUGGGCAGACUAAUAAAUAUCUGUACUUGUUCUUGAGAAACAUAAUUUCCUUGUUGUCAUUUGUACAGAAAAUGCAGUUUACAUAAUCCAAUACCAACAAAUCCAGAUAUGCAGCUCACAGCCCUUUCCUUUG
Molecule: messenger RNA, 3327 nt
Organism: Electrophorus electricus (electric eel)
Lineage: Eukaryota; Metazoa; Chordata; Actinopteri; Gymnotiformes; Gymnotidae
Gene: ube2wa
Product: ubiquitin conjugating enzyme E2 Wa
Source: RefSeq, a predicted model, not a curated record